ACACACAAAUCAACUAAAUGAGUAGAAAAGAAAAUAUUACUUUUCUUUUCUGCCUCUCUACUAUAAGUGUUGCUGCAGUUUCUUUCAUUCCUUUUAAUUUUUAUGGAGUUGUUCUGAAUUGACACGAUGCCUCAGUGGAAAGAGAAGAAUGAAAAAGCAGGAUAUAAUAAUCCUGAAAGUUUUUCAGAGCUAUUAAUUCUCCUGGAAUCUAAUGAUUCAGAUACUGUUAAUUCAUUGAAGGAAGUGAUUCGGAAUACUCUCUACAGCAAUAAGGAUUCUAAACUUCUGAACAGUUUGAUUGAAUUCUAUGUUGCUACUCAAUCUGAAAGUGCAUUCGAUGUUCUUCUACAUGUGAGAGAACCUCAUGAUAAGCACAUCUUUGAAAAAAUCAAUGAUAUGAUAAAGAAUGAAGCCACAAGAUAUAGUGCUUUACAACUUCUUGGAAGGAUUGUUUUCAAACAGCCUACUUGGUUACACAAAAUCUCCAGUCAGCGUUUAAUGCAGACCUUGUUGAACAUGUUAAAAACUGACUCUAAUUCUCCGAACUUGCUAAGUGGUCUUUUUAUCGUCAUUUGUAUCCUACCGUUGAUACCCCACCAAUUUGGACCAAUGCUACCCGAUACUUUUGAUGUAUUUUCAAGACUAGCAGCAUGGAAUAUUAAGAAACCAAGCACCUUAUCAGAAAUAUUGAAUAUGCAUCUUCAAACGGGGGUUUAUUCUCUUUUUCAUCGCUUAUAUGGAAUGUACCCAUGUAACUUCCUUGCUUAUCUUCGCUCAUUCUAUGGAGGAAAAGACUGCACUAAGGAUAAUUUUGAAGUUUUUAUCCAAGUUAUUAAGCCUAUGCUUGAACGAGUAAGACUGCAUCCUUUGCUUGUAACUGCAUCAAAAGAAACUGAACUUAGUGUUAGCAGAUGGAAAAGAAUGGCAUACCAUGACAUUGUAGUUGAAUGUGCUUCUAUUUCUCUGGAUUCAAUUGAAGGAUGCUAUGAAAAUUUCAGAAAUGCUUCUUUGUCUGUUUCAUCCCAAACUGAAAACCUCUCAACCAAUGAUGGUUUUAGUAGUAUAAACUAUUCUUCCUUGAGCAAUUCUUCUGUGAUUGUUGAAGCCACUCCUGCUUUAAAUGAAAAUAUCCAACCAGAUCAAGAGCAGAUUUGGUCACCAUCUCAAAUAUGUGAAGAAUCUUCAUUUUCUUAUUCCUCUAGCAACUUGUCACUUCCUCCUGUUGCCAAAGGCGAGUGGGCUUUUAAAAAUGUUAUGCAGUCUUCUACAGAAGAAAGUAUUCCUUUAGACUUUGCUGUUGAGGCAAAACCUGAGCUUCUGAGGAGUGAUAUUGAUAUACCUGAAAAAUCAGAUUUACAUGAUUUUAAUAAUGUGCACAAAGAUAAUAAUUUGAAUACUGUGAAAAUGCAGAAGUCAGAAAUAUUUUGUCAAAACAGUACAGAUUCAGAUAUAAUGGUUAUAAUUCCAGAAAAAUGCUCAAUAUCUGCUGAAGCUAAAGAAGAUGAUGUUGAUAGAGAGGUUUCAGAAAUAACCACUCAAGCUUUAGAACAUAGCUUGAAUUCAGAAGAAUUGAGGGAAGAUACUCCCUUUUGCUCCACUACUCAAAACUUAACUGAUGAGCCAGCCAAUUUAACUAAUACUGUCAUGUCACUUUCCGGAAGAUCUGAUAGCCUCACCAAAAGCACAGAAGAUGAUACAGAUGAGAUGUACAACAGCAUGCAAGAGAGUGAUUUACCCUCGUGUAUUCCGUCUUUUGCUCGCUAUCGAUUCUUUAGUCAUUGCGGUCCAGCUCCUGACAUUGCUCCAGUUGUUAAAAAACCUAAAGUCUUUAGAUCUAUAUCUUGCCCUGCUGAUUUUAAGCCUGAAAGCAGCUCAGCUGAACUAAGUAUUUGCAAUGGGGAGAAAUCUGAAAAGACAGACAUUACCAUUGUGACAUGUUGCAGUGAUAUAACUACUACCACAACGAGUGCCUUUGUAUCUUUGCCUAGUGAGACUUCCUUAUCCAAUAAUAAGAUACUUCCAGCAUAUCAACAGCUUUUGCCAGCUGUUGUAAAUCCUUCGCUGUUUUUGGAACAGCCGGUUUCCAUUGGACAGCAAAAUAUAUCUCAAAGUAAAAUGCCAAAAUAUUUUUCGCCACCAGAACUUCUGGACAUUUACAUUCAACAAGGCAAUGCAACAUACUUGAAUUAUUUGCCCUUGACUUCUAGGAAAGACACAGAUUGGACACAUUUUGGUGGAAAACCACCUCCAGAAGAAAUAGAGGUAUUGAAAAGCCAAAUUUUACUGUUGCACAAUAUGUUAUUAUUUGAAAGACAUCGAAAAGAUAUUCACAGUGAGCGUAAUAGACGAAUUUGGGUAAGAAUAAAGCGUGUGCGAAUGCAUGAAGAGUUCAUUGAAGCUUUGAAAUCUGAAAUUCUUAUUUUGACAAAUGAAAAUGACAGUUUGAAAAGAGAACUUUUAAGUCAAAAGAAAAUUUAUAUUCAACAUAUGAGUCAGAAGAAAAAGAACGAAAAAGAUAUGGAUUCUAAAAUUAAAAAAUUAGGUCAAGAGAAAAACCAGUUGCAGUUUUCCAAUAAACAACUGCAAACAUUAUUAGUGUCUCAAAAAGAAGAAAAUGAUGAAAUCAGAGAAUGUUAUAAGAAUGUCCAGUGUGAGGUGGCAAAUAUAAAAUGUCAACUGAGAUAUGCUAGAAGAGAAGUUCUUCUUUCUCAAAAAGUAAAGAAGGAAGCAAUAUUUCUUACGAAACAACUUAUUCUUCUUCAAGAAUUAAAUGCCCAUUACAAAAGUAAACUAGAUCAAGCUAAACAGCCUCAACAACCUGAUAUUACAUCUGCACUUAUGGACAACUCUAUACGAGCUGAAAUAGCAGGUUUAAAACAGAAGCUUGACACUAAAUCUGUUCUCUUGGAUUCCUCCAAAGGAAAAAUUACUGAGUUAGAAAAUAUAUUAUCUAAUUUGAAAUUGAAGCAAAGAGAAAGGACUAGUUCAUGUGAAGAAAUGAAAAGUUUUCAUCAAGCUGAAAUAACAGUUCGAGAAGAGAGAUUAUUGGACUUGCAAAAAAUAUCAGCAGAAAAAGAUGCUCAUAUUUUAAAACUUUAUGCUGAUAUGGACGAGUUGCAAGGAAAAAUAGAUUCUUUGGGAAGGAAACAAAAUUCUUCAAGUAAUAGUCAUAAAAACUUGCCGGGUGGUCACAAACCCUUAAAUCAAACUGCUGUUGAUGGAUGUUCUAACAGUCAAAGAACAGAUGACGCUCUUUCAUGAGAGAGAAAAAGAUUUUUUUAGAUCUGUUUUUAUUGGUAUUAAUGUUCCUGUGAUGCCAUAAUGUAAAAUGAACUAUUGUAUAUUCUUAAAGCAUCAAGAAAAAGUACAACUUACUAAACUUUUGUACAUAAAAAUAAUUAUUUGAAAUAAAGAUUUUAAAAUAUUUUAAA
Parasteatoda tepidariorum (common house spider) is the source of this 3431-nucleotide messenger RNA. It is a transcript of the gene Tsc1, whose product is annotated as tuberous sclerosis 1 protein hamartin. Lineage: Eukaryota; Metazoa; Arthropoda; Arachnida; Araneae; Theridiidae. Gene Ontology annotation, biological process: negative regulation of TOR signaling; regulation of cell cycle; negative regulation of cell population proliferation. Gene Ontology annotation, cellular component: TSC1-TSC2 complex. The record is from RefSeq and is a predicted model, not a curated record.